AAAGUAGUUUAUGUGAGAAAAUGGCAGGUGAUAUGGAAGUUUUGUAGAUUGUCGUGUUGAAUAAAAAUAUUGUCAAAUAUCUCUCAGCAUAAUGAAGGUUUAAUUUCAUUUUUAAUUUUUAUAAUGUCAAUGACGAUUUUUAAAUCAAGGCCUAAUUCUUGUUUAAAUUGUGUUCAUUUUACCGAGAAGAGGUAACUGAGUGAUUAGGUCGUCGACUUCCAACUUGAAUUAAAAACGUUGUUCUAUUUUAAUAAGAAGUAACAGCGGAAACUGCAGUUUCCUCUAAGGCAGGACUGAGGAAGGUUAAAAAUUGACAACGUGUGGGGCUGGGCUUCCCCUCCUCUGCGACUGCAAGCGCCACGCAGUAGGAUGGGAGAGCUGGUGUUGGACAGAGACAGAGACAGAGAGCGGGCUCCGUCGCCGGCCAGACUCGCACACACGUCAGAGAAACAUCCCCGUGGGACACUCACCGAGCUGAACGUGCUCCGCCGGCACCGGGAACUGUGUGAUGUCGUCCUCAAUGUUGGCGCUAGGAAGAUAUUUGCUCAUCGGGUCAUACUGUCGGCAUGCAGUCCAUAUUUCCGAGCCAUGUUCACCGGAGAACUGGCAGAGUCAAGGCAGACCGAAGUGACUAUCAGGGACAUUGACGAAGUGGCGAUGGAGCUUCUCAUUGACUUCUGCUACACUUCGCAGGUCGUCGUCGAGGAAGCUAAUGUACAGACGCUUCUGCCUGCCGCCUGUCUACUUCAGUUGGCGGAGAUUCAAGACAUCUGUUGUGAGUUUCUGAAGAGACAGCUGGAUCCGUCCAAUUGUCUGGGUAUCAGGGCGUUUGCGGAUACUCAUUCCUGCCGCGAACUUCUCAGGAUUGCCGACAAGUUCACACAACACAAUUUCCAAGAGGUCAUGGAGAGUGAAGAGUUCCUACUGCUGCCUGUGGGUCAACUGGUUGACAUAAUAUCCAGUGAUGAGCUGAAUGUGAGGUCGGAAGAGCAAGUGUUCAGCGCCGUCAUGUCGUGGGUCAAGUACAACGUUUCCGAGAGGCGACAGCAUCUUGCACAGGUCCUGCAGCACGUAAGACUUCCACUGUUGAGUCCCAAGUUCCUGGUGGGAACGGUGGGGUCAGAUCUGUUGGUGAGGAGCGAUGAGGCGUGCAGAGAUCUGGUCGAUGAGGCCAAGAACUACUUGUUGUUGCCCCAGGAGCGACCACUCAUGCAAGGGCCCAGAACCAGGCCCAGGAAACCCACCCGGCGUGGAGAAGUCCUUUUUGCAGUGGGCGGGUGGUGUAGCGGAGAUGCCAUCGCGUCUGUGGAAAGGUUCGAUCCGCAAACAGUCGACUGGAAGAUGGUUGCGCCGAUGAGCAAGAGACGUUGUGGCGUGGGAGUGGCAGUACUGAACGAUUUGCUGUAUGCAGUUGGCGGCCAUGACGGCCAGUCCUAUCUAAACAGCAUUGAAAGGUACGACCCCCAGACUAACCAGUGGUCAUGUGAUGUGGCUCCUACUACAUCCUGCAGGACCAGCGUAGGAGUGGCAGUCUUGGAUGGAUUCCUGUACGCUGUGGGAGGUCAGGACGGAGUGCAGUGCCUCAAUCAUGUUGAGAGAUAUGACCCUAAGGACAACAAAUGGGGCAAGGUAGCUCCGAUGACAACAAGGAGACUUGGAGUGGCUGUAGCUGUCCUUGGAGGGUAUCUGUACGCCAUCGGAGGAUCUGACGGCCAAUGCCCUCUCAAUACAGUGGAAAGGUACGACCCCAGACAGAACAAGUGGACACCCAUGUCUCCAAUGUCUACGCGGCGUAAACACCUAGGCUGCGCAGUGUUCAACAACCUGAUCUACGCGGUGGGCGGCCGCGACGACUGCAUGGAGCUCUCCAGCGCAGAACGCUACAAUCCUCACAGCAACACUUGGUCUCCGAUAGUAGCCAUGACGUCACGGCGUAGUGGGGUGGGCUUGGCGGUGGUGAACGGACAACUGUACGCAGUGGGAGGCUUCGACGGCACGGCGUACCUGAAGACCAUCGAAGUGUACGACCCGGAACAGAACCAGUGGAGGUUGUGCGGUGCGAUGAACUAUCGGCGGUUGGGGGGAGGGGUCGGUGUGAUGCGGGCACCACAGACUGAGAACUACUUCUGGUGAUGUCGGUUGGCCAUCUACGUGAUAAUCAUAAGCCAACAGAAUAGCUUCCUGUGUUAAUAAAAACUGUUGUCUUAUUUUAAAGAGCUGUGUAUAUUAAAAUUUGCUAUAUCUAAGUUAUUUAGCUUGGCGUGCAAUCACCGAAUUAAAAUUGCCUGGAGAACAAAUACUACUAAUUGUUUUUUAUGUGUAUUAUAGGCAGAUUGAUAUUAAAUCAAGUACUUUAUAGAUUACUGUAAAAUAAUGCCGAAUUAUAUGUUUACUUGUUUUCA
Homalodisca vitripennis (glassy-winged sharpshooter) is the source of this 2402-nucleotide messenger RNA. RefSeq names its product kelch-like protein diablo (gene dbo). Bases 370 to 2133 code for a protein of 587 amino acids. The record is from RefSeq and is a predicted model, not a curated record. Gene Ontology annotation, molecular function: protein binding. Lineage: Eukaryota; Metazoa; Arthropoda; Insecta; Hemiptera; Cicadellidae. The transcript is spliced from 12 exons.